AUGUUCCUGUGGCGCUCGGCAAAAAUAAAUAUCGCCCUAACACGCCGUGAGCAGACAGAUCCGCUGCUCGACGGCCGAGUCGCCACCGAAAUGGGACUCAUCGCCAAUAUAAAACAGUACCCGGCCUCGGUGUUCUACAUCUUGGGCAAUGAGCUCUGCGAGCGUUUCUCCUUCUACGGGAUGAAGGCGCUGCUCGUCGUCUACCUCGUCACGGAGCACUCAUUCCAGGAUCACCAAGCAGCCUUCUUCUUCCACUUCUUCACUUGUAUCGCCUAUCUAACGCCCCUCGUCGGCUCCACGUUGGCUGAUUCAUAUUUUGGACGUUUUAACGUCAUCUUGUACGUUUCAAUCUUCUACGUCCUUGGCCAUGUUCUUCUAUCAUUCGGAGCUAUUCCAUUGUUAUCACAGAUACUCCGGUUGUGCUUCGACAUGUCUGGCCUGUUGGUCAUCGCCAUCAGCACCGGCGGCAUCAAGCCGUGCGUUAGUGCUUUUGCGGCAGAUCAGUUCGAAGAGCACCAGAGCGAUCUGCGGGCCCAGUUCUUCUCGUUCUUCUACUUUGCCAUCAACGCCGGCUCGUUGAUGGCCUUUGUGAUCACCCCCCGGCUGCGGUACGACGUCAAAUGUUUUGGGCAGGACCAGUGCUUCCCCUUGGCUUUUGGAGUACCCGGGCUGCUGAUGUUGCUCGCGCUGGUGUUGUUCUUGCUGGGCUGGAAGCAGUACAAACGAUGCCCGCCCAGUCGCGAAAAUAUGGCCGGCAUGGUGGUGCGGUGUAUUGGGACGGCGGCCUAUCGAAAGAAUGCAAAAACCCAUGAAAAAGGGCAGCACCAACACUGGCUGGACUAUGCUGCACCGGAUUUUACUAGAUCUGAGAUCGCGUCAGUAAAGAGUUGCGUGGCCGUGGCGCUGAUCUUCGGGCCAUUGGUGUUGUUCUGGGCGCUGUUCGAUCAGAUGGGUUCCACCUGGGUCUUGCAGGCGCGUCGGCUUGAUGGUCAAGUCGGCUCGAUCACCAUUUUGCCUGAACAGAUUUCCCUGCUGAACCCGCUGAUCGUGCUGUUCGCCGUGCCGUUGUUUGAGGGCUUUUUGUAUCCGGCUCUCCGGCGUGUCGUCAAAGUGACCCCGUUGAGGAAGAUGGCGGUUGGGGGGCUGCUCACCGCGGUGUCGUUCAUCAUUGCUGGGCUUUUACAGUUCAAAGUAAAUGGUACAAUGGAGACGAUCCCUCCUCUCGGCCAUGCCCUCGUCAAACCAUGGACCGCUGGACUAUCCCUCGACUCUUUGCAAGGCCCUGAUGGCCAGAGCCAUCAAUCUGAUGGCUCAUAUAUUCUCCCUCGUGCCCUGUACAACCUCACACUCGGAGGACACCCAUAUCAACUCAACACUUCCAACUAUGGCGAGGCGUUCGCCGUGGGAAUUGUGACCACGGCUGGGGAACCCCGCCUGUGUGCCCUCAACUAUACGCUGGAAAAGAACAACGGCUUCACGCGGCUCUAUAUGUUAGUGCUAAACGAGACGCUGCUGGGCGGCACCAUCCACGUCAUCAAUGAUUUAGAUGAGGUGGUGCAAUCGAGGCCACUACACAGCGGCGAACACAUCGACAUCAAGCCGAAGCUGAUCUCGCGGCCCCACUAUCGCAUCGCGUACGGCUUGAAUUGCAGUGGACUCGAUUGCCCGUAUAAAAUCCCGUUCUACGCACAAAUGGGGUCCAGCCAUGUUAUCGGAAUUGACGGCCACACAACCCCCACCAUCGAGAAACUGGUGCGCGGAAAUGAGGUCUCCAUCCUGUGGAUGAUCCCACAAUGCAUCGUGAUCACAAUCGGCGAGGUUCUCCUAUCAGUGACUGGCCUAGAAUUUGCCUACUCGCAAGCGUCCCCAACAAUGAAAAGCAUGCUCCAGGCCCUAUGGCAGCUGACCGUUUUUGCCGGAAAUGUCAUCGACAUGCUAGUCUCAGGAUCUCACAUCAUCCACGAUCCUGCUUGGGAAUUCUUCCUCUAUGCGGCGAUGAUGGCGGCUGUCAUGAUCUUGUUUAUCUUCUUAGCCGUACGUUACAAAUACGUGGAGAAUGCCGAUUUUUCUGACAUCGAAGAGGACGAGCAUGAAAAAAAAAACGACAUCGCGCUCAGCAAGACGGGUAAAGAUAUAGUUGAGGAGAUGCAG
This is a messenger RNA of Mesorhabditis spiculigera, 2151 nucleotides long. NCBI's taxonomy places the organism in Eukaryota, Metazoa, Nematoda, Chromadorea, Rhabditida, Rhabditidae. The record is from the annotation of a GenBank genome assembly.